Molecule: messenger RNA, 1724 nt
Organism: Melospiza georgiana
Lineage: Eukaryota; Metazoa; Chordata; Aves; Passeriformes; Passerellidae
Gene: CAPZB
Product: capping actin protein of muscle Z-line subunit beta
Exons: 9
Coding region: 109-927 (272 amino acids)
Biological process (GO): regulation of lamellipodium assembly; cell morphogenesis; actin cytoskeleton organization
Cellular component (GO): cytoplasm; F-actin capping protein complex
Molecular function (GO): actin filament binding
Source: RefSeq, a predicted model, not a curated record
UGUUCACUGCCGGGCGGCGGCGGAAGCGGACGGGCCGCGGCGUCGAAGCGACAGGGACGGACCGGGAGGCGCCGCCGUUCUACCGCCCCGCGCACCCGCCCAGCCGACAUGAGUGACCAGCAGCUGGAUUGUGCCUUGGAUUUGAUGAGGCGCCUGCCUCCACAGCAGAUAGAGAAGAAUCUCAGUGACCUCAUUGACUUGGUCCCCAGCCUGUGUGAAGAUCUCCUCUCCUCUGUGGAUCAGCCCUUGAAGAUUGCACGGGACAAGGUGGUGGGGAAGGAUUAUCUAUUGUGUGACUACAACAGAGAUGGGGACUCCUACAGGUCACCGUGGAGCAACAAGUACGACCCUCCCCUGGAGGACGGUGCCAUGCCCUCGGCUCGCCUGCGCAAGCUGGAGGUGGAAGCCAACAAUGCCUUCGACCAGUACAGAGACUUGUAUUUUGAAGGUGGAGUCUCCUCUGUCUACCUCUGGGAUCUGGAUCAUGGCUUUGCUGGGGUGAUCCUCAUUAAGAAAGCUGGAGAUGGAUCAAAGAAGAUUAAGGGAUGCUGGGAUUCCAUCCACGUGGUGGAGGUUCAGGAGAAGUCCAGUGGCCGCACUGCCCAUUACAAGCUGACCUCCACAGUGAUGCUGUGGCUGCAGACCAACAAAACUGGCUCUGGUACCAUGAACCUGGGGGGGAGCCUCACCAGACAGAUGGAGAAGGAUGAGACUGUGAGUGACUCCUCCCCACACAUAGCCAACAUCGGCCGCUUGGUAGAGGACAUGGAAAACAAAAUCAGAAGUACACUGAAUGAGAUUUAUUUUGGAAAGACAAAGGACAUCGUGAAUGGGCUGAGGUCUGUGCAGACUUUUGCAGACAAAUCAAAACAAGAAGCUCUUAAAAACGACCUGGUGGAGGCUUUGAAGAGGAAGCAGCAAAGUUAAAGUCCUGUCAGUGCUAACCAGCCAUGCCAUGCACUCGUUAGAUUCCUUUCCUAGAGAAUCAUCCCCGCCCUUUUCUGUUGGUCACGUCACGAUUUGCAUCCAAUACUCUCCAUGCAGCGCCAUCCUCUCCCCAUGAAUAAAGCUGUACAAACUUUUUCAGUCUCUGACGCCUACUUUGCACCACAUUUUACUAUUAAGACCUUAGGCUAUGUUCCUGUAGAAGUCCAUGUAUUAUUUUUUUUUCCUCCUCCCCCCUUUCCCACCCUCCCCCAUUUAUAUGCAUCACCACAGAUCAUCGUAUGUCUUUUCCUCCCUCACCCCCUCCUGCCUUUUGUUACAUUGGUGUAAAAAAUGUAAAACAAAAAUUUAUUAAAUACUGUGGUGUGUGAAAGAGGAAGAACUGGAAAAACAAAAAAAAAAAAACCGAAAAAAAAAAAGAAAAAUAAUCUAUUCCACGGAUGUUUGGGGGCUGGGCACAGGGGCUGGCUGGAGGGAGGGAGGGAGGGAAGAGAGGGUGUUCUGGGGGUUGUACAAUACUGAGUAACCCAGAUGUGCAGGAGAUGGUGAUUUCGAGACCUGCUGAAAGUUCUGCUCUUCUAUAGCCUGGUUCCAAGGCGCUUUUCUGUCAAUUUUUAUGGAAUGCAAAAGGGGUUUUUGUUUUGAUUUUUUGUUUUUUUUUGUAAAGCUUAAAUUGAAUCUACAUCUGAUACUUGAGCCUCCAUACUAAAAAAUGGAAAAAAAUAAAAGGAAAAAAAAAAGACUAAAACAAUAAAAACAACAAAAAAAAAUCCCAGAAA